Syzygium oleosum is the source of this 2195-nucleotide messenger RNA. RefSeq lists its product as uncharacterized. The coding region runs from base 519 to 1607 and encodes 362 amino acids. The transcript has a single exon. The record is from RefSeq and is a predicted model, not a curated record. Lineage: Eukaryota; Viridiplantae; Streptophyta; Magnoliopsida; Myrtales; Myrtaceae.
GAAAUCUAUGUCACGACGUAACUACGCGCGGUGUCAUCUCGGAUCGACACUAUUCACGACUAAAAGUCGGUGUCAAGAACGCCAUGCCAAUCACACGCCCAAAGAAACUCCGCGGUCCACACUUCCAGAGUCUCGUCGCCUCGCCUCAGAAGAAGUCCCCCCCCUCUUCCCUUCCCUCACGCAAUCCCCAGAUCCCUCCUCGUUGCCCGAUCCACAUCGCGCCUCGGAGCUCGCGAAUCCCUCCUCAAGAUCGUGUUAGCCCAUGAUUCACGAUACGAUUCGCAUUCCCGUUUCGUGCUCGACAGCUCGAGCUCGGUCGCUGGCACCGAUUUCGUGGGCGACUCAGGUUCUUCUUUUCCGCCUCCUCAGAUCUGCAUUGUCAUUAUAAAUGCGGGAUUCCGGGUCUUAGAUCUGAUGGGUCGGUCCCAGUUCUUGACGACUGUUGCGCAGGCUGCGUGAGCUUUCUGUGAUGUUUAUCUGACUGUUCUUGAAUUUUGCGGAGCUGGGGCGCGGCGGAAAUGGAGGUCUCCUCUGGACACUCCCCGAGAAUUAAGUUGUCCCGAGCCAAGAGUGAGGGAUCUGAGGGAACCCAUUUGCAGGAUUUGGAUAUGGAGUCAUCCGUUUAUGGUGGGUCUGGGCAGAGUCGGGCUCAUCAGUACCAUUACAUGAAUGCAUUGGAGAUCUUGAGGGAGACCGUGCGGAUCCUCCGGUACAAUCUGUCCAGCUUCAUGCUGAUCGCGGCAUUGCUCAUCUGCCCUGUUUCUGCGAUAACUCUGUCCAAUGCGUUGGUUGAUCAGUCGAUGCUGAAGAGGCUGACCGUUAGGCUCGUGCUGGUGGCCCAGUCGAGCGGACUCCCACUGAGGCCUUUCGUCAAGCAUUCGUGCCAGAAGUUCUCCGAGAUGGCAAUCUCUUCGGCCAUGUGCUUCCCCUUGUUCGUGACGCUGUCGUUGUUGUCGAAGGCUGCUGUUAUAUACUCGGUAGACUGUACUUAUUCGAAGAAGAGAGCCGAUUCGUCGAUGUUCUUUGUGAUAGCCGCCAAAAUUUGGAGGCGGAUCGUCGUGACUUACUUGUGGACGUGCAUGGUCAGUGUGAGUUGCCUCACAUUGUUUGUUGUUCUUCUGGUUGCCAUUUGUAGCGUGUUGUCUAUCAUCAGAGUUUUUGAGACUCUGAUUGUUUAUGCAGCCCUUUUGGAAGGGUUGGUUUUCUCAGUCGCUUUUGCUAAUGCCAUUAUCAUUUGUAACAUUGCUAUAGUCAUAUGUGUACUGGAGGAUGUUUCUGGUCCUCAGGCCUUGUUCCGGUCGAGCUCUCUAAUAAAGGGCCAGACUCACGUAGGGCUCCUGAUAUUCCUUGGGUCGACAAUCGGGAUGGCAUUUGUACAGGGCUUGUUUGAGCAUAGAGUCAAGGUACUGAGCUACGGAGAUGGGUCCUCGAGGAUAUGGGAAGGGCCUCUCUUGGUGAUAAUGUACUCAUUUUUGGUGCUUAUCGAUUCCAUGAUGAGUGCAGUAUUUUAUUUCAGUUGCAGAUCACAUAGCAUGGAAGCAUCGGGUGUAGAUCGGCAACCGAUUUUGGAAAGUAUGGCUAUCUCUGCCGAAUCAAUGGAUAUCUAACCAAGUGCAAGCACAGGAUCUAUAUACUUCUAUCUGGAAGAGGAGAGUUGCAUUAGAAGUUAAGUCCAUUGCCAUUUGUUAUUCUUUAAGCUCUCGUAUAUUGAUUAGUAUCCAGUUGUUCCCAGUUGAGCUAUUCCAUCAUUGGUUUGAUGUGGAGAACAAAACUAGAUGGCUCCCAACCAUGUUGGUAGGUAAUUCAUUCUACUGAUUAUAUUGGUCUUCAGCACACAAUGACUCCGAAAGAAAGUUGAAAAUGGCAGUCACAUAUUGUUGGAAAUAUUACUCUGAAUAUACAGAAUAAGAUAGAUAGAUCAUAUGAAUUUGCUUUUGCACCUUGGGUUCUUUCAAGAUUUUCAUUUUUGGGUUGUUCUAUAUGCGACCGCGUACUCAGUGGCGUUGUGUAUUUUAAGGCAUCAGGCUUCAUUAGCUUCAACAUUAUGCAUUAAGCUGGAACUGAGCUCCAAUGCACAGGGAUAGGUUUUAACUUUCUAGUAGAGAGAAUUGCUUAAUUUUGAGUGGAAAUAGUUUUUCAGCAUAUGUUGAACAUUCGAUUAUACCCUAGUAAUUGCAAAUUGUAAGUUGUUGUCA